AUGGGUACACAUAGAGCGCGACUCGCAAGUCAACUCUUUCGACUUCCUAGUUUCGAGAAAUCGAAGUGUCCAUGUUUACCAGUUAGUUUUUGGUUUAGUUUUAGUUUUCGUCAUGAUAAUGUUGAUAAUAAUGAUGACGAUGAUGAUAUAGACUGUAUUGGUAAUGAUGAUGAUAAUAAUAAUUAUGAUAAAGCUAACAAUGAUGAUAAAGUUGACAAUGAUGAUAAUUAUAAUGAUGAUAAAACUGACAAUGAUCAUAAUUAUAAUGAUGAUAAAACUAACAACGAUGAUAAUAAUAAUGAUGACAACGAUGAUAUUGACCAUAAUGAUGGUACUGCUGAUGCAGACUAUACCGAUAAUGAUGAUGAUAACAACAGAGAUGAUUUUGAUGAGAAUGGUACUGAAAAUAAUACGGGUGAUGAUAAUAAUGAUAAGGAUAGUGCUAAAGAAGAUGGUAAUAAUGAUGAUAAUGAUAGUGGUGACCGUGGUAAUGAUUAUGAUAAUGAUAGUGGUAACCGUGGUAAUGAUUAUGAUAAUGAUAGUGGUGACAGUGGUAAUGAUUAUGAUAAUGAUAGUACGUAA
This is a messenger RNA of Leptopilina heterotoma, 582 nucleotides long. Its product is annotated as prostatic spermine-binding protein-like. The coding region runs from base 1 to 582 and encodes 193 amino acids. NCBI's taxonomy places the organism in Eukaryota, Metazoa, Arthropoda, Insecta, Hymenoptera, Figitidae. The record is from RefSeq and is a predicted model, not a curated record. The transcript has 3 exons.